This is a messenger RNA of Xenopus laevis (African clawed frog), 2693 nucleotides long. RefSeq names its product ankyrin repeat domain 13B S homeolog (gene ankrd13b.S). Gene Ontology annotation, biological process: negative regulation of receptor internalization. The record is from RefSeq and is a predicted model, not a curated record. Bases 375 to 2249 code for a protein of 624 amino acids. NCBI's taxonomy places the organism in Eukaryota, Metazoa, Chordata, Amphibia, Anura, Pipidae. The transcript is spliced from 15 exons. Gene Ontology annotation, cellular component: perinuclear region of cytoplasm; cytoplasm; plasma membrane. Gene Ontology annotation, molecular function: ubiquitin-modified protein reader activity.
CAGCAUCCAGCACAAUGCACAGACAACUGAGCUAAAGCAGCACUGCCAGGGAGGAGUCCAGAGCCCACCCGAAGCCCCUGGCACAGCCUCUCGUCCUGGCAGCUUUUUUUCCAGUGCCAUGUCUAAACUUUCCCUCCUCUGCCCAGUAUUUUCCUUGCAUUUUCCAUAGCAGUGAGUAGUGUGGGCUGGGAGCUGCCAGAGAUGUGCAUGUGUAUCCUGGGCUCAGGAGUAUUUGCAGCUGCUGCUGUAUAAGGACACACAUUUGCAGGCACCCAGGCAUGCACCCACUGCUUCCCUGAGACCCACCCCUUCUGUCCUCUCUCCCACACCACUCUAUCCACGGAAAUUUGGGGCCAAUCCAGCAUGAAACGAGGAUGAUGCCAGCAAGGAAAGGUCCGGACAGCAGAUACCCACUGCACUGCCUGGUGUGGCACAAUAAAUACAGGGAACUGGAGAAGGAGCUCACAGACAAGCAGGAGCAUAUUGAGCAAGUAGACCCACGGGGACGGACCCCUCUUCACCUCGCUACAACACUGGGUCACCUGGAAUGCGCACGAGUGCUGCUAAAACAUGGCGCCGACGUCAGCAAAGAGAACCGCAGUGGUUGGACGGUGCUUCAGGAGGCCGUCAGCACACGGGACCUGGAAUUGGUGCGAUUGGUAUUAAGGUAUCGUGAUUACCAGAGGACCAUCAAGCGGCUGGCAGGAAUUCCCAUUCUUCUGGAGAAACUUCGGAAGGCCCCGGACUUUUACGUGGAAAUGAAAUGGGAGUUUACCAGCUGGGUGCCUUUAGUGUCCAAAAUCUGCCCCAGCGACACAUACAAGGUGUGGAAGAGUGGACAAAAUCUUCGAGUAGACACCACGCUUCUUGGGUUUGAUCACAUGACGUGGCAGCGAGGCAACCGCAGCUUCAUUUUUAGGGGUCAAGACACCAGCGCAGUGGUCAUGGAAAUUGAUCACGACAGACACGUGGUCUUCACUGAAACCCUGACCUUUGGUUCCCAGGACCAUGAAGUUCUCCUGGCUGCUGUGCAGCCCACCGAGGAGCAGGCCAUGAGCCGACUGACAGCCCCCGUAGUGACCACUCAGCUGGAUACCAAGAACAUUGCCUUUGAGAGGAACAAAUCAGGAAUCCUUGGAUGGAGGAGUGAGAAGACAGAAGCUGUCAAUGGAUAUGAGGCAAAGGUGUAUGGCGCUUCCAAUGUAGAAUUAAUCACUAGAACCCGCACAGAACAUCUAUCAGACCAGCACAAAGGGAAGAGCAAAGGCAGUAAAACCCCUCUACAAUCAUUCCUUGGGAUAGCAGAACAGCAUGUUGGACCAAACAAUGGGCAGACUUUAAUCACUCAGACCUUCAGCCAGACAAAUCCCACAGCCAUUACGCCCGAUGAAUACUUUGACCCAAAUUUUGAGCUGGGACAUCGGGAUAUGGGGAGGCCUAUGGAGCUCACUACCAAAACCCAGAAGUUCAAAGCCAAGUUAUGGUUGUGUGAAGACCAUCCACUGUCGCUGUCUGAACAGGUUGCCCCCAUCAUCGACCUCAUGGCAAUAAGCAAUGCACUUUUUGCAAAACUCCGUGACUUUAUAACUCUCAGGCUACCCCCAGGGUUCCCCGUCAAAAUCGAAAUACCCAUCUUCCAUAUCCUGAACGCCCGCAUUACAUUUGGUAACUUGAAUGGAUGCGACGAGCCUGUGUCAUCGCUGCGCCAGAGUCCGAGCAGUGAGGCCCCCUCUCCGAGCAGCGACUCCUGCAGUGUUAGCAGCACCAGCUCAAUAAGUAUGAUGCCACAUCAGGGGGACACGGGACAGAGGGCUUCCAACACCUCAGGCAAAGGCUGUGAAAUGGACCAGUCAUUGUUUGAAGCACCUCGUAGCUACAGUGUGGUGGGGAGUUAUAGGGAGACAAUGCGGGAGGAGGAGGAUGACCUGCUGCAGUUUGCUAUCCAGCAAAGUUUGUUAGAAGCCGGCAGUGAGUACGAUCAGGUUACAAUUUGGGAAGCUUUGACUAACAGCAAACCGGGAACUCACCCAAUAUCCAGUGGAGGGCGGAAAGGAGAAAGAACCCCCCAACACACACAGCCGCGCAGCCCUCCGCACACAGAUCCGGGCAGGGUCUUCAGCACUUACCAACAGCAAUUAAGACUUGCCAUGGAGCUGUCGGCUAAAGAGCAGGAAGAAGCUGAGAAGCUGAAGCAGCAGGAAGAGGAAGAACUGGAACGAAUCCUGCAGCUCUCCCUUACUGAGAAGUAACAGGACUUCCCCUAGAGAGGACAACCUUCCCAGGAGGUCUACUGAGUCGGCCCAAAGGCUCACCCUGAAGCCACAGCUCUACAUGUGUUUAAAUAAAGGAUUAAUUAUGAUUGGUGAUAGGUACAGAUGGGGCUUCCUGAUACACAUGAGUAAUGCAAGAGCCAGAGGAAAGGGUCACACACCACUAGAGACUUAUCAUUUGAUCUACAGCCCAAUCUUACAGCCACAAUACCAGGAGUAGUUGCCACAAACCAUACAAUGGAUACAGAUACUCCCCAAUAACAAUACUUGUUUCCUUUGGUGUGUAAUCCCUUUGCCCCUGGGGGCAAAACUACUAUAUUACACGUCAAGGCCCAAAAGUUGUUUUUUUUUGUGUGGUUCAUCAGCAAACUGAUCAAUGUUUCUAAUAUGGCACCUACUUGUGGGUAAAGAAAUGUGAAUUCC